This is a messenger RNA of Nannizzia gypsea CBS 118893, 2985 nucleotides long. Its product is annotated as SKT5. Lineage: Eukaryota; Fungi; Ascomycota; Eurotiomycetes; Onygenales; Arthrodermataceae. The transcript has 3 exons. Bases 1 to 2985 code for a protein of 994 amino acids. The record is from RefSeq and is a predicted model, not a curated record. Gene Ontology annotation, molecular function: protein binding.
AUGGCCUACCACCAGGCUCGUCCGCCGCCUCGUCGUGGGCCGCCGCCAGGACCGGGACCGCAGUACGGCGGCAGCAGGCCUCCACAGCAACAGUACUACAACUACAACCACAGCUACCAGCAGCAGCAGCAGUACCAGCAGCCGCCGCCAGACAGACGGCCUGCCUACGGUGGUCCUCCUGGUCCUCCUGGUCCUGAUCGCCGGCAGAUGAGCUAUGACGACGGCUACUCGGGGGGUCAGCAGGAUCCCUAUGGCCGCGGUGGUCGGGCGAUGUACGACGAUGGCCGUAUGAUGGCCCCGAGCAGCAGCGCCGGCAGCAGACCACCUCCACAGCCUCAGGGCUAUAGAGGACAGCCACCGAACGGACAUCACCAGCCGCCUCCUGUCCGUCAAUACACUGCCACUCCUCACAUCCCCGAAAAAUCCCCAGAGCUGAAGAGCUCCUUUGACAACCCGUUUCCUACAUUCCCUCCCAAGAAGCGCGGUAACUCGAUGGAUGGCCUGCAGAAGAAGAUGAGCGCUGUCGAGCUCAACAAGGCCCCAAAUCGCGCAGAACCCCCUAUUACUCGACCGCAUACUUCAAACUCCAACCGCCCGCCUCCCUCGACCUACCACUCUGAGCCCCUUCCAGCAAUGAAUCCUCGUCAGCUGCCAAGUGGGAAUCAGCCCAUCCAGCGCAAAGCUGUAGCUCCUCUGACUGUUGAAACAAACCAUCCCGCUCCUCCCCGGCAGGAUCCUCGAACUGCUCCGCCUACUCGAAGUGCUACCAUGCCUGUCAGCGUGCCCGCCCCAAUGUCAGCAGCACCAGCACCAGCAGCAAUGGGGAUGCAACAGAAACCCCUUUACCCUGGCAAACGCGCCUGGCAGGACCCCGGCCUUAGCCCUCCGCCUCUAAGCCCUGCUCUACACCCACCACAUCAUCACCCCGACACAUACCCGGUUUCAUCUAGGCCGGGAACUGCUGCUGGUGUAAAACCGGAGCUAGUCCACCCGAAGCACGCCGCCGCCGAGCUCGAACCUCAGGUUGCUGACAAAGUAGACUGCGCUGCUGAAGACGAACUCAAUUACUUAAAUGAGGAUCUGCUUAACGACUACUAUGAUAACACCGACGCCAAUAACAACACCAGCAACGGCAACCACAACAACAACAACGACAAUAAUAAUGAACCGGACAUGCCCAACUUUGGUGCCAUGUCUGAUGACAACGCUUCCUCGUCGCAUGCGGAGACUCUGAUACCGUUCGAGAAGCCUAGGCAAGAUCUUCCGUCGUCUUCGUCCUCCAUGUCGGGGCCACAGCCUACCUAUGCGGCCUACAAGCCGUCGGGAAGCAUGCAUUCUUCUCCCGACCGACAGGGCCCUCCGAGCGGCCUUCCAAGCCAUCUCAUGCAUGAGCGCGCUCCGUCUCCGGCGUACAGUCACCAGGGUGGCUAUGGCGGCCAGCCCAGCAAUGGAUACUAUGGCAGACCAGAUGCUCGAGCCAUGACUCCUGUGCAACGUGGCGGCUACGGUGGCCCUGGUGGUCGAGGAGGAUACCCUCCGCAGCACCAACCACCCCAGCAGUACCAUCAAUAUGGACCUGAGAAUGGUGGCAGGGGUCCCUAUGAUGGCAGGCAGGCUUAUCCGCCGCGGGAUAUGGGCUAUGGCGACGACCAGUACGGCGGCUACCAGGGCCAAGGACCAGACAACCACCUGCACCACGCUCCUCCCGCUCCCUUCCGCCCAGGCCUUGACCAAGGACCCAAACCCACCCCCGUCAGGCAGUACACUAGCACUCCACAACCACCACCUCCAUCGCAACCUGGCCAAGCUUCUUCUGCAUCCUACGGCGCCAAUACCCGCCGUUCAUCCCAACCAAUAACCCUCGGCGAGCUCCACGCGAUCCAGCAAGCCGCACGAAGCAACCCAGGAGACCACGCCCAGCAGCUUCUUUUCGUCAAGAAGCUCGUUGAAGCUUCAGUCCACCUAAUCGACGAGAACGGCCGCACCGACGCAAAAACCAAGGCUAAGAACCGCGAACGAUACAUCAUGGAAGCCUAUAAAACUGCUAAAAAACUUGUCAGCGCAGGAUAUCCGCCCGCAAUGUUCUACAUGGCCGACUGCUACGGCUCCGGCCAGCUCGGACUAGAAGUCAGCCCCAAGGAGGCCUUUAGCUUGUACCAGUCUGCAGCCAAAAUGGGCCAUGCUGAAUCCGCCUACCGUCUCGCCGUGUGCUGCGAAAUGGGCCAGGAAGGAGGCGGAGGUACUCGGCGUGAUCCCAUGAAAGCAGUACAAUGGUACAGACGUGCUGCUGCCCUAGGCGACCCUCCAGCAAUGUACAAGAUGGGCAUGAUCCUUCUCAAGGGUUUGCUCGGCCAACCCAAAAACCCACGCGAAGCACUCUCCUGGCUGAAGCGUGCUGCCGAGCGCGCAGACGAAGAUAACCCCCACGCCCUACAUGAAUUGGCCCUGCUCUACGAAAACCCUCAAGGCAACGACUCCGUCAUCCGCGACGAGAACUACGCCUGCGAACUGCUCCACCAAGCAGGUGAAUUGGGCUAUAAAUUCUCCCAGCACCGUCUCGGUGCUGCAUACGAGUACGGCCUCGUUGGCUGCCCCGUCGACCCGCGACAGAGUAUAUACUGGUACACACAAGCCGCGGCGCAGGGCGAGCAUCAGAGUGAACUCUCCCUCAGCGGGUGGUACUUGACCGGUGCCGAAGGGAUACUGCAGCAGAGCGACACAGAAGCGUAUCUGUGGGCUCGUAAGGCUGCCAUGGCCGGCCUUGCAAAGGCAGAGUAUGCCAUGGGCUACUUCACCGAAGUUGGCAUUGGUGUUCCUUCGAACUUAGAUGAUGCAAAGCGAUGGUACUGGAAAGCAUCCUCGCAAAAUUUCAUGAAAGCCAGAGAACGGCUGGAAGAUCUUCGACGAGGCGGAGCAAGAAUGCAAAAGACCCGCGUGUCCAGAUCCGCCGUCAAUAAAAACGAAGGCGACUGCAUUGUAAUGUAA